Molecule: messenger RNA, 2112 nt
Organism: Dipodomys ordii (Ord's kangaroo rat)
Lineage: Eukaryota; Metazoa; Chordata; Mammalia; Rodentia; Heteromyidae
Gene: Capn11
Product: calpain 11
Exons: 21
Coding region: 1-2112 (703 amino acids)
Biological process (GO): proteolysis
Cellular component (GO): cytoplasm
Molecular function (GO): calcium ion binding; calcium-dependent cysteine-type endopeptidase activity
Source: RefSeq, a predicted model, not a curated record
AUGGACAAGGGAAUGGUGUCUGCCAUAAACGAGAGUCGACUCCAGGCCAGUGGGGUAGGCCAACACAGCAACGCCCAAAACCACAGGAACCAGAGCUUUGAGGCACUACAAGCAACCUGUCUGAGAAAUGGGGAGCUGUUUGAGGACCCCUUCUUCCCUGCAGAGCCCAGUUCUAUUGGCUUCAAGGACCUGGGCCCCCAAUCCAAACAUGUGCAGAACAUCAGUUGGCAGCGGCCCAAGGAAAUCACAAGCAACCCCCAAUUCAUCCUGAAUGGGCUCACUCCCACAGACAUUUGCCAAGGGGUCCUUGGAGACUGCUGGCUGCUGGCCGCCAUUGGCUCCCUUGCUACGUGCCCCAAGCUGCUGUACCGUGUGGUGCCCAAAGGCCAGAGCUUCAAGAAAAACUAUGCCGGGAUCUUCCAUUUUCAGAUCUGGCAGUUUGGGCAGUGGGUGGACGUGGUGGUGGAUGACCGUCUGCCCACCAAGAACUACAAGCUGGUGUUCGUGCACUCAUCCCAGCGCUCGGAGUUCUGGAGCGCCCUGCUGGAGAAGGCAUACGCCAAACUGAACGGGUCUUAUGAAGCAUUGUCUGGGGGCAGCACAACUGAAGGCUUUGAGGACUUCACGGGAGGUGUGGCCCAGAGGCUCCAACUCCAGAGCCCGCCUCAGAACCUGCUGAGGCUCCUGCGGAAGGCCAUUGAGCGAUCUUCCCUCAUGGGCUGCUCCAUCGAGGUCAGCAGUAACAGUGACUUGGAGUCCAUGACAGAGAACAUGCUGGUGAGAGGACACGCCUACGCGGUGACCGGCCUGGAGGACGUCCUAUACAGAGGCAAGAUACAAACUCUGAUCCGGGUCCAGAAUCCCUGGGGCCGAAUCGAGUGGAAUGGAGCCUGGAGUGACAAUGCCAGGGAGUGGGAAGAAAUUGAUCCCGUGAUCCAGUUACAACUGAUGCAUAAGAAAGAAGAUGGGGAAUUCUGGAUGUCCUACCAGGAUUUCCAGAGAAACUUCACCCUCCUGGAGAUCUGCAACCUCACCCCCGACGCGCUCUCCGGGGACUCCAAGAGCUACUGGCACACAGCCCACUAUGAGGGCAGCUGGCGGAAGGGCAGCACAGCGGGGGGCUGCAGGAACAACCCCAGUACCUUCUGGACCAACCCCCAGUUCAGGAUGUACCUCCAGGAGGAUGACCACCAGGAGAAAGAGGACAAGGUGGUCUGCACCUGCCUGGUGGCCCUCAUGCAGAAGACCUGGCGACGCGCACGCCCCCAGGGGGCGCAGCUGCUGACCAUUGGCUUUGUCAUCUUCCCGGUCCCAAAGGAGUUUCAGAACAUCCGGGAUAGCCACUUGAAGAAAGGAUUCUUCCAGAAGCAUCCCGAGAACAGCUUGUCUGAGAUCUACACCAACUCCAGGGAGGUGAGCAACCAGUUCCGGCUGCCUCCGGGCGAGUACGUCAUCGUGCCCUCCACCUUCGAGCCCCACCAGGAUGCCGACUUCCUGCUCCGGGUGUUCACGGAGAAACACAGCGAGUCCUGGGAACUGGAUGAAGUCAACUAUUUGGAGCAGCUCCAUGAGGAGAUGGGCUUUGACAAGGACUUGGAUCCGGACAUCAUUGAGUUGUUUAACAUAGUGGCAGGCGAGGACAACGAAAUAGACAUGUAUGAGCUACAUAACCUGCUCAGCAAACUGCUGGACAGACUCAAGUCCUUCAAGACCCAUACCUUUGGCUUGGAUGCUUGUCGCCGUAUGAUCAACCUCUUGGAUAAAGAUAAUUCAGGCAAGCUGGGGUUUCUGGAGUUCCAGAUCCUGUGGGAAAAGCUCAAGAAAUGGACGGACAUCUUCCUAGAAUGUGAUGUGGACCACUCCGGCACCCUGAACUCCUACGAGAUGCGCUCGGCCAUCGAGAAAGCAGGCAUUAAGGUUAACAACAAGGUGGCUCAGGUGCUGGUGGCUAGGUAUGCAGAUGACAACAUGACUGUGGACUUUGACUGCUUCAUCAACUGCUUCUUGAGGCUGAAGGCUAUGUUCACAUUCUUUCUGACCACGGACUCCAAGAACACAGGCUAUAUUCAGCUGGACCUGCAGCAGUGGCUGCUGGUAACCAUGUGGGGGUAG